Cariama cristata (Red-legged seriema) is the source of this 778-nucleotide messenger RNA. It is a transcript of the gene ATP5PB, whose product is annotated as ATP synthase, H+ transporting, mitochondrial Fo complex, subunit B1. Lineage: Eukaryota; Metazoa; Chordata; Aves; Cariamiformes; Cariamidae. The record is from RefSeq and is a predicted model, not a curated record. Gene Ontology annotation, biological process: proton motive force-driven ATP synthesis. The annotation marks the transcript as partial. Gene Ontology annotation, molecular function: proton transmembrane transporter activity. The transcript has 5 exons.
UGUCUUGCACACUACAAGGCCACUGCAUACAACUCAGCAGUGUUUGGUUCCUUUGCCACCUCUGCCUGAGAAAGGAGGAGAAGUACGUUAUGGUUUGAUCCCUGAGGAGUUUUUCCAGUUUCUCUAUCCUAAAACAGGAGUUACAGGGCCUUACAUGUUGGGAACUGGACUCCUGCUUUACUUUCUCUCUAAGGAAAUCUAUAUAGUUAACCACGAGACAGUUGCAGCUGCCUGCACGUUAUCAGUCAUCAUUUAUGGUGUAAAAAAAUAUGGGUCUCGUGUAGCAGCUUUUGCUGACAAACUUAAUGAGGAGAAAGUCGCUAACGUUUUAGCUGUGAAAAAUGAGGCUAUUAAAGAUCUUGAGACUGCCAUCGAACAGGAGAAGAAGGAGCAAUGGCGUGUUGAAGGCCGCAGUUACCUCUUUGAUGCUAAGCGGAAUAAUAUUGCAAUGUUGCUGGAAACUAAUUAUCGGGAAAGAUUACUGACAGUGUACAAUGAAGUAAAGAAAAGGCUGGACUAUCAAGUGGCUAUGCAGAAUUUAAAGCGUCAGAAAGAACAAGAUCACAUGAUUCAGUGGGUGGAGAAAAAUGUUGUUCAGAGCAUCACACCUCAACAGCAGAAGGAGAGUAUUGCAAAGUGCAUCUUGGACCUGAAGGCAUUAUCAAAGAGCGCACAGGCAGCAGUGUAACCACGUCUCCUUCCACUGACGUUUGUCUCCUUACUUACUGUUGGAAACUGUAUGAUUCUAAAGUAUCAUUAAACAAACAAACAAACAAAA